CCCAUCUCUCUCUCUCUCCAUCUCUCAGUUCUGUUCUCUCUCUCUCUAUAUCCCUCUAUAUAUCUUCAGUUGGGUGUUGGCACCUGCUAACCUGCGCCAAACACCACAGCUUAUCAUGCGCCACCUGAGAUGGCGCCGGCGUCAUCCUCCUAGAUGACAAGAAUACCAAGCUACAUGAAAACCCACUGAGAAGAUCAAACGGCAGAGCUUGGUGUUUUCGAGGGGGACCCACAAAAAAUGGACGGUCAGAAAAGCCAGGCGAAGCUUACUAGGACGCAAUCCUCACUUCUCCGGUCGUCGACCAUCCGAUCAUCAAUCCACAGCCUAUCUUCCGUGAACGUAAUCUUGCCGGAGCAAGAAGACACAGAAGAACAGAAACCCCACAAACCCAACACAACCCCGGUCCGAGCCGGUUCGACCCGGUUCAUCCCGGUUCUGAUCAUCACACUGCUCACCCUCUACACCCUUUUCGUCCAUUUCAACAGAGACGACAUACCCACUUCGGAAAACCUUCUGUUAGCUCUGGUUUUCAUCGCCGUUUUGCUCUUUUUCGCCGGAAAAAGAAAGGAUCUUUUGCACCAAACCCUCACAGUUCUCAGACAAUUGCACAAUGAACACACCAAGAAACUUGGUUUCUCCGAUAAUAACUCGAAACCGGUCCAAUGGUUCAUUGGUGAAUCAACAAUGGCAGAAGAAGACCAAGGUGAUCUGAAAGAGAACCCUAUUGUAAGUGAAGGUGUUGAAUUUUACAGCAAUGGUGAUUUCUAUGAAGGAGAGUUUCACAAAGGAAAGUGCAGUGGAAGUGGAGUGUAUAACUAUUUUGUGAAUGGGAGAUAUGAGGGUGAUUGGAUUGAUGGAAAAUAUGAUGGGUAUGGGAUAGAAAGCUGGGCUAGAGGUAGUCGAUACCGGGGUCAGUACCGGCAAGGGUUGCGACAUGGUUAUGGGGUUUACAGGUUCUAUACAGGGGAUGCAUAUGCAGGGGAGUGGUGCAAUGGGCAGAGUCAUGGUGUUGGAGUUCAGACUUGCUCAGAUGGGAGUUGUUACAUUGGUGAAUUCAAGUGUGGUGUCAAGCAUGGCCUUGGUUCUUACCAUUUCAGAAAUGGAGAUCGGUAUGCUGGUGAGUAUUUCGGAGACAAAGUCCAUGGAUUCGGUGUCUACCACUUCUCUAACGGCCACUAUUACGAAGGGUCGUGGCACGAAGGCCGUAAGCAAGGCUAUGGCAUGUAUACUUUCCGAAAUGGCUACGCAAAAUGUGGUGAAUGGGACUCUGGCAAUCUCAAGAACCCCUUGCCCCCACUGACUGAUGCAGUCAUCCAAGCAAUUCAGGCUGCUAGAAAGACAUCAGAGAGUGCAAUUCACCUUCGGCGGGUGGAUGAACAAGUAAAUAAGGCAGUCACGGCUGCAAACAGAGCUGCAACUGCGGCUAGAGUGGCCGCUGUCAAAGCAGUUCAAAACAGUGUGGAUGGCAAAUUUUGUGUGACUGAUUUUUAAUAGAUAAGCUUUUGCUUGCUAGUGUAAAUUUGUUUUUCUUUUACUAGAUCGUUGUGUACUAGUCCUACGAAUAUGAACCGCCCUGGUGAGCAAAAGCUUAUCGGAGGUUGAGAGGACAUAUGUUUGACUGUUUGAGACUUGUUUACCACUUGCGACACUGUAACUUGUAGAUAACUCCUGUAUAUCAAUGCAAGAUGAAUUUUCAGAAAUUCCGUCUUUCUUAUUCGGAA
Messenger RNA from Cornus florida, 1721 nucleotides. RefSeq names its product phosphatidylinositol 4-phosphate 5-kinase 5-like. The coding region runs from base 238 to 1491 and encodes 417 amino acids. The record is from RefSeq and is a predicted model, not a curated record. NCBI's taxonomy places the organism in Eukaryota, Viridiplantae, Streptophyta, Magnoliopsida, Cornales, Cornaceae. The transcript is spliced from 3 exons.